AUGUCCGCCUCACAAAUCAGCGAUUCAGGCCCUGUUUCGGCGGCUUUCUUUUGCCCGCAGGCCUGGGCUCCAGACGAAGAAUACUUGAACGGCGUUCGCUCUUUCCUAAACCGAAACCAAUAUGGCCAGUUACUUUUGCGCGAGAUCGCAGACCUCAAGAACAGCCGGAUCUGGUCUCUGUUUGCCACAGCAAGCACUGACGUGGCCUCGCUAAGCCCCGGGCCAGAGUACCUGGACAUGCUGCACAACUGGGCAGCUAAAGGAGUUUCCGGGCCUGUGGCGGCAGCCAGGUCUGGGGUGGUGGCUCUGCCGUUGCUGGUCAUUCUCCAGGUCAGCCAGUACUUGAGCUAUCUCGAACACCACAAGUUGUCGCACCGGACCUUCCUUGCCCAAGUCGGUGCGGGCGGCGGUCUCCAGGGGUUCUGUGGCGGUCUGGCGACUGCUAUCAUCAUCGCCUGUGCUGCAGACGAGACCCAAGUAGUUCAGUACACAGCCACCGCCAUGCGCGUCUUGGUCGGCGUCGGUGCGUACAGCGAGGCGGCAGACGACACUAAAGGCAGAGGAUCCACGACGCUUGCCCUGCGCUUAAAAUACGACGGCCAAGGCGAGGACAUCACCCAGUGCUUCCCGGGGACGUACGUUUCCGCCAUCACAGAGCCGCGGUCCAUCAGCGUCGUCGGGCCCGCCGGAACAUUGCACGAGCUAUCCGUGUAUGCCCAGGAGCAAGAGCAGCUGAAGGUCCAGAAGAUGGACAUACGAGGCAAGACUCACAAUCCUGAAAAUCAGGAGCUUGCGGAGGCGCUCUGCACGGUCUGCGAUGGGGAAUCAUACCUGCACCUUCCCGAUGCAUCCAAGCUACAUGUGCCUGUGCGUUCCAACCGAACAGGACGCAAGCUGACCGAAGGCUCCCUCACUAAGGAGCUUGCCACCACCAUCCUGGCAUACAGGUGCGAAUGGUACACCAUCUUGACGGAAACUGCACAAGAUAUGAAGGCGGCAGGCCAUGACGCGCCAAAAGUUGUCACCUUCGGACUGACGGACGCGGUCUCCGUUGCUCCCUUCGUCAAGGAGGGCCUCCGCCUCGCCAAGGUCGCCGCCCAUCCUCUCAUUUCCCGAGUAGCCGAGGGUCCUUUGGCAGAUGCGCUUGAAUUCCCGGAGACUGCCAUUGCAGUCAUCGGCGCCUCUUGCCGAUUGCCCGGCGCAAACAAUCUGGAUGAGCUGUGGGAACUGCUUGCGUCCGGCGCCGAUCAGCACCGUCCACUCGGCACUGAUAGAUUUGAUAUAUACAACAGCUUCCGGGGGUCACAGAGCAAGAACUUUGACGGAAACGAGUCCAGAUUCUUCGGUAAUUUUAUCGAUGAUAUCCGGCGCUUUGACAAUAGCUUCUUCGGAGUUAACCCACGUGAAGCGGCGAGUAUGGACCCCCAGCAACGCAUCCUACUCGAGGUCGCCUACGAAGCUCUGGACGAUGCUGGAUAUCUAGCAAGGCACCGCAGGGAGGAUGGUGACAAUGUAGGGUGCUUCAUCGGCGGCAGUCUUGUUGAAUACCUUGACAACACCAGCGCGCAUGCUCCAACCGCUUACGUGGCAAGUGGUACCAUUCGUGCGUUUCUCUGUGGCCGUCUCAGCUACUAUUUCGGAUGGUCUGGGCCCGCCGAGGUCAUCGACACCGCCUGUUCGUCCUCGCUCGUCGCUAUCAAUCGAGCUUGCAAAGCAAUCCAGGCCGAUGAGUGUCCCAUGGCGCUCUGUGGAGGGGUGAACAUCAUUACCGGCAUGAAUAACUAUUUCGAUUUGGGCAAGGCCGGGUUCCUCAGCCCGACAGGGCAAUGCAAGCCGUUCGACAUCUCAGCCGACGGCUACUGUCGAGCGGAGGGCGUUGGCCUUGUAGUUCUAAAGAAGCUAUCCCGUGCACUUGCGGAUGGCGAUGCGGUAAUGGGCGUCAUCCCUGGCAUAAGCACGAACCAAGGCGGCCUUUCGUCCUCCAUCACCAUCCCUCAUUCGGCGGCGCAGCAAGCGCUGUACAAAAAUGUACUACAGCAGGCCAGGAUACCUCCGGAGAACGUAAGCUACAUCGAGGCUCACGGAACGGGCACCCAGGCGGGCGAUCCGCUAGAGGUGGAGAGUCUCCGAUCGGUCUUCGGCAAGAAUGAGCUGCCAACAUCCUCGGAUAGAACCCUCUAUAUUGGGUCCAUCAAGGGAAAUCUGGGCCAUUGCGAAACAGCAGCGGGAGUGGCCGGCCUGCUCAAAGUUCUGACCAUGAUCAAGCACGCCCAACUUCCGUCCCAGGCCAGCCACGGAACCCUCAAUCCCAAGAUCGCACCUUUGGAACCGGACCGUCUCGCCAUCAACCGCUGCCUGCGUGACUGGGAUGUUCCAUUCCGUGCAGCUCUCGUCAACAGCUAUGGUGCCGCCGGGUCGAACUGCGCGUUGUUAUGCUGCGAGAUGCCCUCCAAAGACGGGAACCCUGAGAUCGACGUCAACGCGAGACUCCCGCUGCUUAUCAGUGCUGCUUCGGAGAAGAGCCUGCUGCGGAACGCGCAGGCAUUGAGCGCCCAUCUUCGGAAGCAUGGCUCCAAGACUAAUCUUGGCGACCUGGCCUACACGCUGAACGAGAGAAGAAAGCGCCACAAGUUCUUGGCGACGAUUGAGGCGGUGGAUGUUCAGGAUGUCGCGGGCCGGCUCGAGAACCUUCAAGCCGAUUCUAUCGUCAAGAAUACGUCUGAAUCUCCCAGGCCGGUGGUGCUUGUUUUCAGUGGCCAAUUCGAUACUAAGGUUAAGCUGGACAAGGCAUUCUACGAUAAAGUACCGGCCUUCCGGCAUCACCUGGACCUCUGCGACAGGGAACUCACCGCCCAGGGUUUCCCAUCCAUCAUCCCUAGCGUGUUCGACAGUGAACCCGCCGCAGACGCCACGUUGUUGCAGUGUGGCAUCUUCGCCAUGCAAUAUGCUUCUGCGCAGUGCUGGAUAGACGCCGGGCUGAAGCCCAAUGCAGUCAUCGGCCACAGCCUGGGGGAGCUCACCGCGCUGGCUGUGUGCGGCGUCCUUUCGCUCGCCCAUUCUAUCAAGCUGGUAGCGUCCAGGGCUCGGCUUAUCGACACCCAUUGGGGACCGGACAAGGGGUCCAUGCUGGCCUUGAGCAACUGUUCUGCGUCGGAUUCUGAGGCGCUGCGCUCACAGCUCCAGCAGAAGUCGGGGGCCGUCUUCAACAUCGCUUGCUACAAUGCUGCCGACACAAUCGUGGCGUGUGGUGCAUCGGCCGACAUGGCUCAACUGGAAAGUCUUGUGUCCAGCGAGCCAAGGUUUCAAAAGAUCCGCAGCCGACCUCUUUCUACGAGCCAUGGCUUCCACUCACGCUUGACAGACCCGUUGCUAGCUGACCUGGCAGCUAUAUCUGAAUCGCUGGAAUGGAAGGAGCCCAAGUUCCCGCUCGAGAUGUGCUCGAACCGCCCCAUCGAAUCUUUCAAGCACUACGAUCCCUCCAGACACCUGCGUGAGCCUGUCUUCUUUGUUGAUGCUGUACAGAGACUCGAGCAGCGCUUCUCAUCUAUGCUGUGGCUGGAGGCAGGAAUAUCGACACCCGCUGUGGCCAUGGCGAGGGCCGCAUCGGGGCAAGCGAACGUGCAUAGUUUCUUGAGCCUCAAAGCGUCAGGGACAUUGAACGCGUUAGACUCGCUCGCCGGCGUGGUGUCUACCCUUUGGAGGAACGGGCAUUUUCUUCGCCACUGGCGGCUUGUCUCGCCCGAGCGGAAGACGCCCGACUUCAAGCCGAUUUGGUUGCCCCCGUAUCAGUUCGAGCGCACGCAGCAUUGGGUGCCAAACAUCGACCGGGUCCUGGAAAUGCGGCAGACAGUUGCCAAAGAGGCAGCAGAAUCGAUGGCUCUCGUCAAGGCCCCCUACACGCCCCCUUCUGCGCCACCGACCUUGGUCAGCAGCACACCCAGGUUGUCCAUGAAACACAGUGGGCAGGUCGAGUUCACCAUCAAUGUCCACAGCCAACGCUACAGCCGUAUUGUCCGAGGCCACUCUCUACGGUCGCGGGCGCUAUGCCCCGCGUCCAUGUACAUGGAGUCGGUUAUCAUGGCCCUCCAGCACCUGGCUGCAGAGGGCAACUCCACGUACGUGGCUCCCGAUGGGGCCAAUCUGGUCUGGGAAGAGGUGAACUUCCAGUCCCCACUGGGGACGGAGCCGAACGGCGAGGUCGUCGUACGACUCAGCUUGGCCAGACGCGAAAAUGCUUGGAACUUCGCCAUAUGCACCCUACCAGGCGACGGCUCCUCGUCGCGACCUGCCCGAGAAACCCGUCAUGUGAGUGGUGUGGUCUCUCUUGCCGAGCGCUUGCAUCUUGACGUAUGGGAGAGGCUGGUCUCCGGAUCGAUGGAGAGGAUAGUCGGCACGGACGAGAACGAGAGGCUCAUGUCCAAGCGCACUUACGGUCUCUUUUCCCGCCUCGUCAACUACCCGCCAUUCUUCCAAGGCAUCUAUUCGUUGGUCCUCCACGAUCGCGAGGCGGUUGCGACCAUCCGCAUGCCAGAGGGGCAGCCGGCCCGAGAAGAAAGCACGGCAUGGAGCCUUUGCGACACGGUCACCAUCGAUGCAUUCAUUCAAGUCUUGGGCUUCAUCAUCAACACAAGUGAUUUCAUCGGAGAAGGUGAAGUGGCGGUCAUGGUCGGCUUGGACCGAGCCGUGAUCUCGCGCAAAUGCGAUUUUGGCGCCGGUUGCUCCAGUCAAGAGAACUGGCGGGUGUAUGCCCGAUUUGAGAUUGACGGAAACGGACAGCCUAUUGGUGACAUUUUCGUUUGGAACACUCCGAACAGUGACCUGGUUGCCGUCUUGACCGGCUGCCGCUUCUCCAAAGUUCCCAUCGUGAAGCUCGAAAGAAGCCUCGAUCAAGCGAUGCGGCUGGUGGCUCCGACGCCAACUAAACCCGCCGCUGUAGUUCAUCUUCUUCCUGCUGAAAGCUCUUCCACUUCCUCCUCGGGCUCUGAUUCGGACGCUGAGAGUCGCGAGAGCGCCCCUACUCCCAGUAGCGUUUCGUCUACCGGGCCUUCGUCUGACGCCCAGCUUGAAGAACUGCAGAGUCUCCUGGCCGAGGGCACCGGGGUGGACAAGUCCGAGAUGACCAAGGACAUGCUCCUAGCCGACAUGGGCCUGGACUCACUGGCCGCCGUCGAUCUUGCCGGGGAAUUAUCGUCCAAGUUCAAGCUGAGCAUCGCCUCGCAUGAGCUCCAGAGCAUGACUGUCGAGGAGCUAAGCACGAAGAUCGGCGGUAGCGCUUCUGUCACUGCUGCCCCGCGACCGCGGCCUGCUAUUGCACCUCCUCGGGCCGAUGACGUUGGGAACGCUGCUCAACUAGCUAGCCCGCCAGAUUGGGGCCGCUUUCAGAAGCUAAAGCAGGUUCUUGUCGACGUCGUGGGUGUUGGUGUUGAGGGCAUCGAACCCGGGUUCGUACUGGCUGACCUGGGAAUCGAUUCUAUGUCGGCCAAUGAUCUGCGACAGGAACUUCAGGAGAGGUUCUCCAUGCGCGUCUAUCAAAUCAAGGUCGACGACACAGUGGAGGAUUUGAUGAAGCAGCUAAGUAUUUCCAUUUCGCCGGCCACCAGCCUCAGCGCUGCGAAUUGGGCUUCUGUGCCUCAAACGAAAGGAGUGGCCGACACGCCAAGCGGCGCUGAGAGGCACGCAUCAGUUGCCGGAGCAACUGUGCUGCUGGGGAAUCCCUUCGAGGCCCUCCGGGCCUCAGACGCCUAUUUCGACGAUUCUGCUAAGAAGCAAGGGUACUUUGAUCAUUCGAAGGUUGCUGCACCCUAUGAAGAUGAGAUUCUGGUGGCACACAUAACCGAGGGUUUUGCCAAACUAGGCGUAAACCUGUCUCGCGCUGAGCCGGGCUCCAAGCUCCCUCAGGUGCCUCACUUGAAGCCCAAGUACGACAGAUUGGUCCCGAGACUCUGGGAAAUCCUGCAGCACCAUGGGCUUGUUACCAUCAACCCCGACGGGACAUUCACACGAACAGAUCGCGAGGUGGAUGGGCGGUCAUCCGCCACGCUCUUGGAAGCCUUCCGGAGCCGGUUCCCAGCCUACAAGUACGAAAGCGAUAUCAUAGGUUUGACCGGCCCUCGACUCGCGGACUGCCUCUCCGGGGAGCUGGACUCGGUCAAUCUCCUGUUUGGCAAUCCUGCCGCCUUGAAGAUCAUGGCGAACUUCUACGACUUGUCGCCCAUGAUGUCGACUCUUACGGACCAGCUCGUCCACUUCCUGAAGACGCUGCUCCGAAACGUGGACAAAUCUCGACCCAUACGAAUCCUCGAAGUCGGCGCAGGUACGGGUGGCACGACCCGGCGCGUCUUGGCCGCGCUGGCCUCGGCCAAUAUUUCAACCAUCUAUACUUUUACAGACAUCGCAGCCAGCCUGGUGUCCAAAGCCAAGGCGGCCCUGAAAGAAUACGACUUCAUAGAGUAUGGCACCUUCAAUCUGGAAAAGGAGGUGCCCGAAGACUACCGGGGUCGCUUCGACGUGGUCAUCAGCACGAACUGCGUCCACGCAACAACCAAUCGCACAAACUCCUGCCGCCGACUGCGCGACACCCUGGCCCCGGGCGGCAUUGUGGUCCUGUCGGAGCUCACCCGUAAAAUCGAUUGGUAUGACACAUGCUUCGGCCUUCUGGAUGGAUGGUGGCUUGCGGAGGGCCGUACCAUAUACCCUAUCCAGCCGGCCGACAGAUGGAUGUCCGUGUAUGAAGCGGCCGGGUACGCCUCAUACGGCUACUCGUGGGGACCGACUCUCGAAGCCACCAGUCAGCAGCUAUUGGUUGCGUGCACUGAACGAUGGACAGUACCAGCAGUACAGGACGCCCCCGCACAGAGACCAUAG
This is a messenger RNA of Thyridium curvatum, 6864 nucleotides long. RefSeq lists its product as uncharacterized. Gene Ontology annotation, biological process: secondary metabolite biosynthetic process; fatty acid biosynthetic process. NCBI's taxonomy places the organism in Eukaryota, Fungi, Ascomycota, Sordariomycetes, Thyridiales, Thyridiaceae. The transcript has 2 exons. The record is from RefSeq and is a predicted model, not a curated record. Gene Ontology annotation, molecular function: fatty acid synthase activity; 3-oxoacyl-[acyl-carrier-protein] synthase activity. The coding region runs from base 1 to 6864 and encodes 2287 amino acids.